UUGUUUAUAUCAGUUGUUCCUUAAUUUGAGGAACCGCGUUAACUUACUCUCAAUCUUAACAUGUCUGGCCGUGGCAAAGGAGGCAAAGUCAAGGGAAAGUCAAAGACCCGUUCCAGCAGGGCCGGACUUCAAUUCCCCGUCGGUCGUAUCCACCGAAUGCUCCGCAAGGGAUCGUACGCUGAACGCGUCGGUGCCGGCGCCCCCGUCUACUUGGCUGCCGUCAUGGAGUACUUGGCCGCUGAGGUCCUCGAGUUGGCCGGUAACGCCGCCCGUGACAACAAGAAAACUCGUAUCAUCCCUCGUCACUUGCAAUUGGCCAUCCGCAACGACGAAGAGUUGAACAAACUUCUCUCCGGUGUUACCAUCGCUCAGGGUGGUGUUUUGCCCAACAUCCAGGCCGUUCUCUUGCCCAAGAAGACCGACAAACCUGCCAAGGCUUAAAUUUCUCUUCCCUCUCGUCUUUUAAACAAACGGCCCUUUUAAGGGCCACCAAAUAAUUUUGAAAAAAAGGAAUUUGCUGUGCUACAUUUGCAUUUCAAUCCGGUUGUGAUAAUGAUAACGUUCACUGAUUCAUCGCAAGGUGGCAUUCUUAAUUGUUUUGAUUCAACCUUAUUAGCAUAGCCAAUUAAAAUAUUAGUGUCGUCUGCUUUUGUUUGUUGCAAGUUUCGAAAAAGCCAAUGUUUUAAAAUGCAUAAUGAUUAAUGAAACAGGACGUUUAUUUUGACGGAAACGUACUCGUGGUCGUGGGUGCAAGGAAAAUAGCACAUCAUAUA
Messenger RNA from Daphnia pulicaria, 773 nucleotides. RefSeq names its product histone H2A. Gene Ontology annotation, cellular component: nucleosome. Lineage: Eukaryota; Metazoa; Arthropoda; Branchiopoda; Diplostraca; Daphniidae. The transcript has a single exon. Bases 61 to 441 code for a protein of 126 amino acids. Gene Ontology annotation, molecular function: DNA binding; structural constituent of chromatin; protein heterodimerization activity. The record is from RefSeq and is a predicted model, not a curated record.